Molecule: messenger RNA, 2745 nt
Organism: Schizosaccharomyces cryophilus OY26
Lineage: Eukaryota; Fungi; Ascomycota; Schizosaccharomycetes; Schizosaccharomycetales; Schizosaccharomycetaceae
Product: transcription factor TFIIH complex ERCC-3 subunit
Exons: 1
Coding region: 209-2620 (803 amino acids)
Biological process (GO): nucleotide-excision repair; transcription initiation at RNA polymerase II promoter
Cellular component (GO): nucleotide-excision repair factor 3 complex; transcription preinitiation complex; transcription factor TFIIH holo complex
Molecular function (GO): 3'-5' DNA helicase activity; hydrolase activity; ATP binding
Source: RefSeq, a predicted model, not a curated record
CACUACGUCUGUUUAAAAUCAAGCAGGUUUUAGGGUAUUUGGAAUAUUUAAAGCUUAAAUAUAAGUAAAAAAAGUGAAUGUUGGUUAAGUGAGCUGACUAAUUGCAUUCCAAGUUUUGGAAUCGACCAGAGCUCUCAGCUUUAUUUUUGAAACAUACAUUCCCGUUUACCAUACCCAUAUUUUAAAGAGUUGAAACGAAAGUAUUCAAAUGAGUGCGAAAAGAAAGAGUAACGCCAGGGAAGGUACUCCUGACGAAGAUUUGGAAGAGUUUAGCGACUACUCAGAAGGUGAUGAUUAUGAUGAUGAUCUUUACACUCCUACAGCAAGAAUUAGAGCAUCGUCCACUAAACCCUCCAAGAACAAACCUUCUGAUGGAAGUUCUCAGCGGACUGCUACUGGAGUUUCCUCUAUGUUUGGACAAAACGACUUUUCAGCUCUUCUUGGUUUAAAGCUUGAUCAUCAAGCACGACCCCUAUGGAUUAAUCCUGUUGAUGGAAGAAUUAUUUUAGAAGCUUUCUCUCCUUUAGCAGAGCAAGCCAUUGAUUUCUUAGUCACAAUAUCAGAGCCAGUUUCUCGUCCUGCGUAUAUUCACGAAUAUAGAAUUACCGCUUACUCAUUAUAUGCAGCGGUUAGUGUUGGUUUGAAAACUGAGGAUAUUAUUAGUGUUCUUGAUCGUUUAUCGAAAACACCCAUCCCUCAAUCCAUUGUUGAAUUCAUCCGCGCUUGCACUGUGUCUUACGGUAAGGUAAAGUUAGUCUUGAAAAAGAAUCGAUACUUUAUUGAAAGUGGGGAUGCUAAUGUACUUCGUCUUUUGCUUCAAGAUCCUGUCAUUGGACCCCUUCGAGUUGAUACUUCGCUAACUAAGUCGAAAUCCUCAAAACCACAGCCAGACACUGAAGAAGCUUCUUCCGUAGAUACUGGAAAUGUACCUAAUGGAGAAACACCAGCUGAAAACGGACAAGAUUCUUCUGACCUAUUAUUUUCUGCUGUUGUCGGAUUGCAAGAGGAAGAGGAUGACGAAGACGCGGUUCACCUUUUUGAAAUUAAACAUUAUUCAGUGGAAACUAUUAAAAAGAGAUGUGCCGAGAUUGACUAUCCUUUGCUGGAAGAAUAUGAUUUUCGAAAUGAUAACAUCAAUCCAGAUUUACCUAUUGAUUUAAAACCAAGCACUCAAAUUCGUCCGUAUCAAGAAAAGAGUUUGAGUAAAAUGUUUGGCAACGGUCGUGCUCGUAGUGGUAUCAUUGUUUUGCCCUGCGGUGCUGGAAAAACGUUAGUCGGUAUUACAGCUGCUUGUACUAUCAAAAAAUCUGUAAUUGUGCUGUGUACUAGUUCUGUGUCAGUAAUGCAAUGGCGUCAACAAUUUCUUCAGUGGAGCAACAUCAAAGCAGACCACAUCGCUGUAUUUACCGCUGACCAUAAGGAACGAUUUCAUAGCGAAGCUGGUGUGGUUGUGUCAACGUAUUCUAUGGUCGCCAAUACAAGAAACCGUUCUUAUGAUUCCCAGAAAAUGAUGGACUUUUUGACUGGACGUGAAUGGGGCUUCAUCUUGUUAGACGAGGUACAUGUGGUUCCUGCAGCGAUGUUUCGUCGUGUCGUCACUACGAUUGCUGCUCAUUCAAAGUUAGGAUUGACUGCUACGCUUGUUCGUGAAGAUGAUAAAAUUGACGACUUGAACUUUUUGAUUGGUCCUAAAAUGUAUGAGGCAAAUUGGAUGGAUCUUGCCCAGAAGGGACAUAUUGCAAAUGUACAAUGUGCAGAGGUUUGGUGUCCGAUGACUACCGAAUUUUAUAAUGAAUAUCUUAGAGAAAACUCGAGAAAGCGAAUGCUAUUAUAUAUUAUGAAUCCCAAAAAAUUUCAAGCCUGCCAGUUCUUAAUCGAUUACCAUGAAAAGAGAGGUGAUAAAAUCAUUGUCUUUUCUGAUAAUGUAUAUGCCCUACGUGCUUAUGCAUUAAAAUUAGGAAAAUACUUUAUUUAUGGUGGUACACCUCAAUUAGAAAGAAUGCGCAUCUUGGAAAACUUUCAAUAUAACGAGCUUGUGAACACGAUCUUUUUGUCAAAGGUUGGUGACACGUCAAUUGAUCUUCCUGAAGCUACCUGUUUAAUCCAAAUUUCAUCCCAUUAUGGAUCUCGUCGUCAAGAAGCUCAACGAUUAGGCCGUAUCCUUCGUGCCAAGCGAAGAACCGAUGAGGGUUUUAAUGCUUUCUUCUAUAGUCUUGUUUCAAAGGAUACCCAAGAAAUGUUCUAUUCGAGCAAAAGACAAGCUUUUUUAAUCGAUCAAGGUUAUGCCUUUAAAGUCAUCACAAACUUGAAGGGAAUGGAGUAUUUACCAAAUUUAGCCUAUGCCUCGAAAGCUGAACGAUUGGAGCUUUUGCAAGAAGUUUUACUUCAAAACGAAGAAGCAGCUUCUUUGGACGAAGGUGAUGAUUCCUCGGGUUUUGGCGCUAGAAUGUCCAGAGGCCCUGCUAAAGCAAAGCGAAGCAGCGGUUCUUUGAGUACACUUGCUGGUGCUGAUAAUAUGGCAUACGUUGAAUAUAAUAAGAGUGCAAACAAGCAGCUUCGGAAGGACAAUAAGGAGCAUCAUGCUCUUUUUAAAAAGCAUUUAUACAAUCGGAAAAGAUAAUGGGUACUUCUUUUUUUUUGUUUUAGUUAACGUAUUUGAUCCUCUAUGUAAAUUUAUUAACAGGUUUAUGCUUAACUUGAGUCUAUCAACUAUUUAUGAAUAAAAUAUUAAAAUUUAUAAUUCCU